This is a messenger RNA of Chironomus riparius, 4428 nucleotides long. The record is from the annotation of a GenBank genome assembly. Lineage: Eukaryota; Metazoa; Arthropoda; Insecta; Diptera; Chironomidae.
AUGUCAGCACCAGAUGUACUUAUUGUUGGCGAGAGUGGAAGAAUUGAAUUGAAAUUGACCUCACCAUUAAAUCAAUCAGCUUCUAUAACCUUUCUAAAUGAUCAAGAAAACCUCUUAGAAUGGUCACCAAAGUCAAUCUUAAUCCCUCAAAAUUCACCAGCCUCAAAUUUCACAAUUAAAAUUGAAGCAUUGAAAGCUGGAAGAGCAGAAGUAACUGGAAUUUCAAACCCAAAGCAUCUCAUCAGUGACUCAAACUUGAGUUUUAAAAUUACAAUUGGAAAUUCACGUGAAUUGAUCAGCACAUCGUUUGUCGUUGGAUGGGCUUACUUUUUAGCAUGGAGUAUAUGCUCAUAUCCUCAGAUCUGGUUGAAUUAUAAAAGAAAAUCAGUUGUCGGACUCAGUUUUGACUUUUUGGCACUGAACAUAAUUGGACACGUGUCGUACACAAUCUUUAAUCUGUGCUUUUACUUCAGUGAAUUCUUUCAAGAUGAAUAUUUUACGAGAUUCCCAAAUGGACAGACACCGGUUCUACUUAAUGACGUCUUUUCCACAUCACAUAGUCUUCUCGUGUGCUUAGUGAUGAUCUUUCAAUGCUUUGUGUAUCAGAAUGGCAAACAAAGCAUUUCCUACAUCACAUGGACGCUGCUUGGAGCUUUUAUGACAAUUGUUGGAGUAAAUGUGUUUUUUUGUUCGGUCGGUGCACUUCACUGGCUUGACAUUUUGUAUACUUUGAGUUAUAUUAAGCUUGCUGUCACAUUGACUAAGUACAUUCCACAAGCUGUGCUGAAUUGUCGGCGGAAAAGCACAGUUGGAUGGAGUAUUGAGCGAGUUUUGUUGGACUUGAUUGGUGGAGUUCUGUCCAUUUUGCAGAUGUUGAUUAAUGCUUACAAUUAUGCAGCGGAUGAACAAUGCUCAUAUGGAUAUGAAUCUGGAUUAGGAAUAACUGUAGGAUAUAAUAAGUUGUAUACCUGCGAUGUGAUUAAUACUACAGAAAUAAUUCAUAUGAAUUGGCAUCGUCCAGGCAGAACUGACUACGAUGUGAAAUAUGUUCAGAUCCAAUUUGAUGGAUUUUACGAAGAAUUCGAUCAAUUUUACUGCUUUUCAUUCGAGAACUUAGAACAAUUUGGAAUUUCUGGCACAAAAAUCCAAAAAUUUGGUCCAAAUUUCUUCAAAGAUUGCAAUAACUUGAAGCACAUUUCAAUCUCAUCCAACGGAGUCAAGGAACUUCCAGCAGAUCUCUUACUUGGGACUUCAAUUCUUGAUCAAUUGGAUAUAACAAACAAUGACUUUGAAAUACUGCCUGAAGCGAUUUUCUUGAAUUUAAAUCAACUUACACAUUUGCAUCUUGACUUUAAUAAAAUUAAAGAUUUACCGCCAAAAAUCUUCUCGUCACUAUCAAAUCUGAAACUAUUAAGCAUCAGAGGCAAUCAAAUCACAAAGUUGAAUCCAAAAUGGUUUGAGAAUCUUCAAAAUUUAGAAUUUUUACAAAUGAACAACAAUAAAGUUAAGGAACUUCCUGACAACACCUUCGUGUACUUAACUGGAUUGACUCAUUUGGAAUUUGCAAACAAUGGACUUCAAACACUCAAUCCAAAUUCAUUUGCGAAUCUCAAAAGCCUUAAAACUUUGUACUUGUCUGAAAAUGACAUCACUGGAUUCCCCAAAAAUGUCUUUAAACCUCUCGAAAAUUUAACAUUUUUAUGGAUCAACGACAACAAAAUAAAAACAAUCCACUCAGACUCAUUUGGAAUGCACAACAAUUUAGUCAUGUCUGGGAUGUCCAACAACAAGAUUGAAGCCAUUGAUGAGAAAUUCAUUGAUAAUGUGGCACUAACGCAUAUGUUUUUGGAAGGGAAUAUUUGCAUUAAAGAAGGUAUCAAGGGUAGCGACAGGAGCGUUAUGAAGCAGAAAUUAAAGCAGUGUUUUGAGAAUUAUCAGCCAAGGCAAGAUGUUGGAGUGGAUGAAGAAUGUUCUUUUGGAUAUAGUUCAGGAUCAGGCUUAACUUUAGGAUAUAAUGACUUAUACACCUGCACUGUGCUUAAUUCUACGGAACCAAUUCAAGUCAAUCAACAUUGUCCAGGCAAAAAUGACAAUGAUGUAAAAUAUGUACAAAAUAAAUAUGAUGGAUUUUAUGAGGAUUACAAUCAGUUCCACUGCAUUUCCUUUCCAAAUUUAGAGCAAUUCGGAAUCAUCAAGACACAAAUUCGUAAAUUUGGUCCGAAUUUCUUCAAAAAUUGCAAUAAUUUGAGGUUCAUUCCAAUCUCAUCUAAUGGACUCAAGGAACUGCCAGAAGAUUUUUUUGCUGGAACUAAAAAUCUCGGUGAUUUACACAUCAGCGACAACAACUUUGACACACUUCCUGAAAAUAUUUUCUCAAACUUAAAUGAACUUAAAUUUUUGAGCUUGGAAUUCAACGGAAUUAAAAAUUUCCCGCCAAAAGUCUUUUCAUCGCUCACAACAAUGAGUUUUUUGGUCUUGUCUGGCAAUAAAAUCACAAAUGGUUUAAAAAUCUUCAAAAUUUGGAACACUCAUAAAUUAGUAACAACAAUAUUAAGGAAUCUCCAGACAACGUCUUUAGCUCAUUGCACAAGCUGACACACUUUACAGUCAGCGGAAAUAAGCUAAAAACUUUCUAUUCAAAUUCAUUUGCAAAUCUUAAUCAGUUGGGAACUUUGAACCUGAAAAAAUGACAUUCCUGGAUUCCCGAAAAAUAUCUUUAAGCCGCUGGAAGUUUUAUCAUUUUUAUGGCACGGUGACAACAAAAUAAGAACAAUUCACUCAGAUUCAGGCUUACAAAACAUUUAAAAAGGAUUUAUUAGUUUGGCUUUUAUUACAGUCACUGUCAUCAUAAAGUCAGCAUUUUUAUUCUCUUUUAACUCCAUCAACGUUUUGUAGAGUUGUAAGAAAUGUUAUUAAUCUGUAAUAAAGGCAAGAAAGAACUAAAUUAAGUCAAAUAUUUUGUUUUUUAAGGUUCCCGCAUAGCACAAGUCUAUUAAUCGAUCAGAAAUAUAACACGAAGCUGGCUUGACUCUGGCGUGGAGCCGGAUUUAAAUCCAAUUUAGCUCCAUGCCAAAGUCAUGCAAACUUAUCAUCCAGGCUUGGCUGCAAAUUAUCAAAUAAUAACAUUUCAUCCUCUUCUCUCGGCUGAUAAUUCUCAAAGCACUGCUUCAAUUCCAUUUUAAAAACACUCCUGUCGUUACUCCUGAUCCAAUCAUCAAUGCAUUCAUUACCAAACAAGAACAAAUUUGUUAUUGCCACAUUAUCAAUGAAUUUCUCAUCAAUGGCUUCAAUCUUGUUGUUGGACAUCCCAGACAUGACCAAACUAUUGUGCAUUCCAAAUGAGUCUGAGUGGAUUGUUUUUAUUUUGUUGUCGUUGAUCCAUAAAAAUGUUAAAUUUUCGAGAGGUUUGAAGACAUUUUUGGGGAAUCCAGUGAUGUCAUUUUCAGACAAGUACAAAGUUUUAAGGCUUUUGAGAUUUUCAAAUGAAUUUGGAUUGAGUGUUUGAAGUCCAUUGUUAGUAAAUUCCAAGUGAGUCAAUCCAGUUAAGUACAUGAAGGUGUUGUCAGGAAGUUCCUUAACUUUAUUGUUGUUCAUUUGCAAAAACUCCAAAUUUUGAAGAUUCUCAAACCAUUUUGGAUUCAACUUUGUGAUUUGAUUGCCUCUGAUGCUUAAUAGUUUCAGAUUUGUGAGUGACGAGAAGAUUUUUGGCGGUAAAUCUUUAAUUUUAUUAAAGUCAAGAUGCAAAUGUGUAAGUUGAUUUAAAUUUGAAAAGAUCGCUUCAGGCAGUGUUUCAAAGUCAUUGUUUGUUAUAUCCAAUUGAUCAAGAAUUGUAGUCCCAAGUAAGAGAUCUGCUGGAAGUUCCUUGACUCCGUUGGAUGAGAUUGAAAUGUGCUUCAAAUUAUUGCAAUCUUUGAAGAAAUUUGAACCAAAUUUUUGGAUUUUUAUGCCAGAAAUUCCAAAUUGUUCCAAGUUUUUGAAUGAAAAGCAGUAAAAUUGAUCGAAUUCUUGGUAAAAUCCAUCAAAUUGAAUCUGAACAUAUUUCACAUCGUUGUUCGUUCUGCGUGGCCAGUGUCGAUUAUUUUGAAGUUUUGUAGUUGGUUCCGUUGAAUUAAACACAGUGCAAGUAUACAAAUUAUUAAAACCUAAGGUUAUUAAUCCAGGAUUAUAUUCAAAUGAACAUUGUUCAUCCGCUGAUAUGAAGUUGAAGGUAGUCAAAAAGAUUGCACAGAAAACACGAAGAUUAAGGUUGCUUGAGGUCAUUGUCAUGAGAAUUCGACACGUCUGUGUUGUUUUGUGAAAGAAAAUCAGCCUUUUUUGGGGUUGGCGAAUGAUUUGGCACAAAAAUUCACACUUUUAACAGAAAUUAUUUUUUAAAUUAUCAAGCUACUGUUGAGCUCACAGAACAUUUAGGAACAACUGAGAUGAUAA